UGCACCCACUUUUGUGCUUCUGACCUCAGCAGUGGUGUCGGGGAAAGGGUCGUGGUCCGCGGAUGUGUUCGAAGGCGGCAGUCCUGGAGGUUCUCCUGGAGGCGUAAAGCCUGGGGCUUCCAAUGACACUCUGGGCAGCGAUGGAAGCCUAGAUGCCUCACCGCAAGGAGCGGCCGAGCGGGUCCUCGCUUCACGCCCACGGCAGCGCCGGCACUGUGGAGGGAGGAAGCAUGUCCCGGUUGUCUCUUACCCGGUCGCCCGUGUCUCCCCUGGCCGCCCAGGGGAUCCCACUGCCAGCCCAGCUCACCAAGUCCAACGCACCUGUGCACAUCGAUGUGGGUGGCCACAUGUACACCAGCAGCCUGGCCACGCUCACCAAAUACCCCGACUCCAGAAUAAGCCGCCUCUUCAAUGGCACUGAGCCCAUCGUCCUGGACAGUUUAAAGCAACAUUAUUUCAUCGACCGGGAUGGGGAGAUUUUCCGCUACGUCCUGAGCUUCCUGCGGACGUCCAAACUGCUGCUCCCGGAUGACUUCAAGGACUUCAGCCUGCUCUAUGAGGAGGCGCGCUACUACCAGCUGCAGCCCAUGGUGCGGGAGCUGGAGCGCUGGCAGCAGGAGCAGGAGCAGCGGCGCCGCAGCCGGGCCUGUGACUGCCUGGUGGUGAGGGUCACGCCGGACUUGGGCGAGCGGAUCGCGCUCAGUGGCGAGAAGGCCCUCAUUGAGGAGGUUUUUCCCGAGACCGGGGACGUCAUGUGCAACUCUGUCAACGCUGGCUGGAACCAGGACCCCACGCACGUCAUCCGCUUCCCGCUCAACGGCUACUGCCGGCUCAACUCUGUGCAGGUCCUGGAGAGGCUCUUCCAGAGGGGCUUCAGCGUGGCGGCCUCCUGUGGGGGCGGCGUGGACUCCUCCCAGUUCAGCGAGUACGUGCUUUGCCGAGAGGAGCGGCGGCCGCAGCCCACCCCUACCGCCGUCCGGAUAAAGCAGGAGCCCCUGGACUAGGCCCCCCCUCGGCGCCCACCGGAGGCCGUGAGCCCCGGGGCUCCCCACCAGGGCCCUGGAACCGGUGCUGGGGAGUUGUGCCUCUGCCUGCUCAGCAGUGGGCGUGAGACUGAAGGGGGCGCUGGAGGGUCCAAAGCCUGCCCAGGGAGCCCCAGGUCACAUGGCCACAGAACGUGGGAUGCCAGAGGCAUGCUCGUGGGAGGACAGUUGACGUGACCCAAAGAUGCUGGCAGUGGGGACACUUCUGGGGGCCCCCUGGCCCAGCACAGCAGUCUGCCAGGCAGGGCCCGCGGCGGCCUCCCGGCCCACUGCAGACGAGCCGUUCAUCCUCCACGCGUGGCAGACUCUGCCGGGUCUCCUUGCGUCACAGAUGGCUUAUUUUUCUACAGUAUUUAAGACGGAAGUAACUAACUGCACAAGCCAGAGAGGCCGACAAGGACCAACGCUUCUUCAUCUGGUGCUCAGUUCUUAGCUGGAUGUGCUGCGGGCUCCCUGUGGCACAGGGACUCCUGGGGGCUGGGGCCUAGAUGCCCGCAGUGCGGGGCGUGGGAGACCUCUGGUCCCUGCUCCAGAGGUGGAUGGAUGCAAGCGUGGUGACACCACAGGGACUGAAGCAGGGCCCCCGGGGGACAGGGCUGUCUGCCGGGAGGAGGGCCGGGUGGGUGUGGGGGGACGGAUGGCUCUGGAUCUAUCUGAGACCCUCACCUUUGCUGCCACCCAGGGUGCGGGCCGCGCUUAGUGCGUCACCUGACCUACCAGUGCCCAGGGGCCCUCCAGUCCUACGCGUGUAUUCACGCCGGGGCUUCUGCAGGCGUCUGUCCCCUUCCAGACCGGCCAUGGGGCCACACCGCAUCCUUACCUCAGGAACGGGCCCCACAGCAAAGGGGCCCGUGCGUCAGCGUCCUCGGGGUCCCCAGCUCAGGAAGCCAUCCCCAGCUCGUUUUCCCACACUAACGUGCACACUGAAUCUGAAUUACACUGUCCCAGCCAGUAAGACCGGGACACAAGGCGUACCCCGAUCCCAGCAAGGACUGGCCCCGAGGGGGCCUCACAGACCUGCUUCCUCCCAGACGACAGGCCGAAAGAUGGACACUCUCGGCUCUGUCACCCUUCCCUGCGCACUGGCUCCCCCCCCCGCAGCGUGGGGGACCUCGGAGGGGCGCCCCCGCCAGCACCACGCUGUGUAACGAUGCCUGUAGACUUGUAUAUGACUCCUUUAAUAUUGUAAAGACACCGAUGUACAAUUGUCGUGUUUGUGUAAACACAUUAUGUUCCUAGUUCAUGCCAUAAAUGAUGCUAUAAAGCGAAUGACUCAGGCUCCGUCCUGUGCAGAAGC
Messenger RNA from Suricata suricatta (meerkat), 2340 nucleotides. RefSeq names its product potassium channel tetramerization domain containing 15 (gene KCTD15). Gene Ontology annotation, molecular function: protein binding. NCBI's taxonomy places the organism in Eukaryota, Metazoa, Chordata, Mammalia, Carnivora, Herpestidae. The transcript has 6 exons. Gene Ontology annotation, biological process: protein homooligomerization. The record is from RefSeq and is a predicted model, not a curated record. Bases 153 to 1004 code for a protein of 283 amino acids.